AUGGCAUCGGGAGAGAACUUGGCGCCACGAGAUGCAAAGGUCAUCUCGGUUAUCCUUAGAUCCUUGGGAAUAGAAGAAUGCGAGCCAAAGGUUAUCAUACAGCUGCUGGAAUUUGCCUACAAAUACACCACAGACGUUCUGGAGGAUGCACUAUUGUUUGCAAAGCAUGCAGGAAGGACACAUAUCAGUACAAGUGAUGUCAAGCUUGCAUUGCAAACAAAGGUUGGAAGGCACUUCGUCCCUCCGCCUCCAAGACAGUAUCUGUCAGACAUAGCUUCAAUGGUUAACUCAAAACCGCUUUCGGUUCCAGAUGGGGAAAAUCUCAUUAGGGUUCCCCCCUCGUCCUCAGCACUACUAAACCUCGACUAUGAAGUCCUUAGAAAAGACGGCGAUAAGAAAAGAAGGAUUUACUAA
Encephalitozoon intestinalis ATCC 50506 is the source of this 414-nucleotide messenger RNA. RefSeq names its product transcription initiation factor TFIID subunit TAF9. Bases 1 to 414 code for a protein of 137 amino acids. Gene Ontology annotation, cellular component: transcription factor TFIID complex; SAGA complex. Lineage: Eukaryota; Fungi; Microsporidia; Unikaryonidae. Gene Ontology annotation, biological process: DNA-templated transcription initiation; RNA polymerase II preinitiation complex assembly. The transcript has a single exon. Gene Ontology annotation, molecular function: transcription coactivator activity; RNA polymerase II general transcription initiation factor activity; protein heterodimerization activity. The record is from RefSeq and is a predicted model, not a curated record.